Molecule: messenger RNA, 1008 nt
Organism: Phaedon cochleariae (mustard beetle)
Lineage: Eukaryota; Metazoa; Arthropoda; Insecta; Coleoptera; Chrysomelidae
Source: the annotation of a GenBank genome assembly
AUGGUGUUUUUGGUGUUGGUAGUGAACGUUAUUUCGGCAAGUCCAUUGAUGAAGAAUCCAUUGAGAAGUUACAGAUCUCGAAGUAUUUUGCCAAUACCAGUUGGCACUAGUCCUUCCGUUGUUGACAGUAUAGCAGCAGGAACUCAACUGGCUAUUGAACAUUGUCAACAUGCUUUCCAAUGGGACAGAUGGAAUUGUCCAAAAUCAACAUUCACCAGGCAGCACAAAUUGCUUCCCACCAGAGAAACAGCCUACGCCAAAGCCAUAGUAGCAGCUGGCAUAGUAUACGAAAUCACGAGAAACUGCUCUAGAGGUUCCAUAGAAGGUUGUGGUUGUGACCAAAGCCUAGGAGGGCCUCCAACUCACUUACCAAACCACAUCUACAUAGAAAAUUCCACUGAGCUCCUAUCGAGCCUUGUUCAAGAGGUGCCUAACCUACAGAACACCAGCAAAUGGUCGUGGGGCGGUUGUUCGGAUGAUCCCAGCUAUGCCAUUGAGAUAGCACAGAGGUUCUUGAACGCUCUGGAUAAGGAUAUGAAGCCUGCAGCCUAUGUAGCCAGGCACAAUUCCAAAAUUGGAAGCGAGACUGCUUCCUUUGGGGAGAUUUCCAGAAAACUGAAGGAACGAUACAGGCAAUCCGAGAGAUUGUCAUAUGAGACUGUGGAAAAAUCCAUGUACGUUGAGAAUACAGCGAAACACGAGAUGAUGGAAAAAGAGGUAGAAGGAAUGGAAAGCAGUUUGGUGUACUUAGAGCAAUCUCCGGACUACUGUGUAUUGAAUACAGCUGAAGGAAUUUCUGGCACCAAAGGACGAAUGUGUUCGAGGAACACCAAUUCUACAAUGGCUGCCGAGAGAAACAGUUGCAGAAAUUUGUGCAAGAAGUGCGGGUAUACAGUGAAGAGACUGAAGAAGACAGUCUCGAAACGUUGCAAUUGUACUUUCGAGUGGUGCUGCGAGGUGAAAUGCGACACGUGUCAAGAAAACGUUGAUGAAUUUUUCUGCGUUUGA